Molecule: messenger RNA, 3197 nt
Organism: Paramormyrops kingsleyae
Lineage: Eukaryota; Metazoa; Chordata; Actinopteri; Osteoglossiformes; Mormyridae
Source: RefSeq, a predicted model, not a curated record
GCUAACACAGUUCAUGUGCCUCUGAGGAAAAGCAUGGUGGCACCCGGCAUAACCAACAGGCGAAAGAAACUCCUGUGUGAAAAUGGCACUCCAGGGCCGCCGUUUCAAUUAACUAUAGUUAAACUAACGGGUUAAUUAGCGACCCAGUUUACAAAUGGACUUAUCGAGAAGGUGAUUUUUUUGCUACAGUGGCUGCAGUAAGUCAAAUACACCAACAGAAAAAAAGAAAGUGAAAGAGGGCACAAGAAAGCGCCACAGAAAAGAAUACUCCACCUCCUACUAGUUUUCGCUAAGCGAUUAUAUCCUUUUCAAUCGUUGUCGCCAUUUACGUGGUAUGUCCGGUGGCACAAAAUAGAUAGACAACUUUAAAGUAAACUUAAUUUAUUAAAACUGGGAAGCGACGAACUGACUCGCAAAACGCGUGACAUGCACCUUAUCCUACCCCAUCAACCGCUAUAAUAAAACACUUUACACAUUAAAGCAGGUCCAGCUACAGGUAUAUAGCUUGUAAACUGUCCUGCAUUUCGGUUAGCCUACUUAAAGUUAGACGAAGCAAUGUCGGGAAGACGGUUUGUUGUUCUUACAUUGUGUGCAGCUUUACUUUUUGUCGCCGUUGCGGAUAACUGCGAGUCUUACACAGACGUUUUUAAUGUACGACACUCUUUCCGGCGUUGUUUGGAAUCUGAGUUCUGCUGUGGUCAGUGUUCAAACCGAUACUGCUGCUCCAUAAAAGCAUUUAAACUGGAUGACGAUGCACAAGAAAAAUGUCCACUAAGAAGAGAGAAGAGAGCGACCUCUGGUAUGAUGAUUGCUGAGAUAAUCCCCUGCGUGAUGUUCUCCUUGUUCUUCACCCUGUGCUUCUGCAUGAUGUGUCCCCGAUGCUGGCUCUACAAAAAGUGCAGAAGCCCCAUGUUCACAGGAUAUGUGACAGAGCUGCCACCAAGCCAGGCCCAACAGAGGGGCGCAGACCCAGGGUACCAGCAGGUGGCCAGGGUCCAGCUUAUCCCCACAGCUUCAUACCAGGCACAGCCCUACCCCCCAGCAGGACCACCACCUUCCUACCAGGAGAUAAUGAGGGGUACGCCUGGAAUAAGGGCAGGGCCAAGGUCGCUGAGAACAUCUGAGGAGGAUGUCGUUCACUGUCAGCUCUCAGGCAGAAUUAGUUUUAGAGAACGUACCCACCUCCCCAGGCACCCUAUACCCAAGCCGGGUACAGCAUGGGGCAGCUGGCGUACCCUCUCCAGCCUCCAGCCCCUACCAACUACCCUCCUGUGCCUCCCGUCCAGAUGGACUACAGCGCCACACAACCUCCCUACAACCCCACACAACCUCCCUACAACCCAGCUUUCGUGGACCCUCCCCGGACGGGUCACUGAGGGGAUCACUAGCACCCUCUUUCAUGUCUGUCCCGGUUUUGACUUUGGAUCUAUUUCUGGCAGGAUAACGAAGUGGCAGAGCACAACCAGGAAUGUUCCAGGGAGGGGAAGUACGCUAGAGUAGGCUGCUCCUGCCACGAAUUAGAAAAUAUUUGAAAUAGCGUUGUAAAAACAGUCUACAAAAAUAGUCUGCAAAUAGGCUAUGAGAGGACUUCCUCACCACAGGCCUACCUACAUCCAAAAACAUAUCCACAGUAACCAUGUUUCACUCUCCAUUCCCUCUCUCCCUCCUGGCUAUUUAUUUAGCUACAUGGGUGCAUAGAGGAGUCGGGCCACAGGGGCAUUGGCCCUUGAUGAUUGGCCCCUGGCAUGCCCCUCCCCUGCCACUCACCGAUUCAAAACAUAUUAUUGGCUAAUGAUAAGGUUGGCCCCUCUGUAUGAAUUAUGCCCUCUCUUAUACCCCCCACUUUAAAAAAUACUAAAGUCUCUCCUGAUUAGCUGUCUAGCUCCUAGUUUCCGUCACAAGUCUGCAUUUGUACACUCUGUUGAGGGCCAAAAUCAUUCUUAAAAUAAAAGUUUGAGACAUGAUAUUAGAGAACAGGCUAUGAAUCAGUUCUGUCUUUAAAGAGAGAUGGCUCAGGUCCAUUUGUUGACAACAUUUGUUGUUUGCCUGUCAGUUAUUGUCAGUGAAAAUGUCUGUCUAUAAUGUUUGCAUUUCUUGUGCUGCUGCAUUGUGGCUUUAAAGAAAACUUGCCGGUAAGGAUCAUGAGCAUCUGGAGGGAAUUAAUUUAUGACAGUGGUGGUUCUGGGCAAUGUAACGCUUACAUUUGCAUGACUGUACACAUUUGGACAUGUUAAGUGUGAUGGAUUGGAGAUUAUCUCCAAAUCUCAAACACUGAAGGGACUGCUGCUUAAAAACAUGUAGUAAAUAAAAGUGAGAAUGGAUAAAAUUUAAAGUUCAAUUAGACUGCUGGAUGCAGCAUUGGUAACCUCACUGAAAGCUGAAAAACCUCAUGCAUCACGGUAUACGGGUGACGUACUGGAGUGUGUUUCUGUGCAGCCAAUCACACCUUCAUACACCUAAUAAGAGAAGGUGUCAGCAAGUUAAUAUGUCAUGUGGUCUUAAACUUCUUUUACUUUUAAUGUGUUGUGUCUGGAAAUGCAUGUUUCAUUUGCAAUAUCUAUGGCAUCAAUUCCAGAGGGUGAAUCACAGAGCAGAAUGAAGCCACUCCACCAGUCUUGUCAUUAAGCACAUUAUAAAUAAACAUAAAAUAUGCUGAGUUUCCCUGUCAGUAUCAAUAAACAACUGGAUACAGUUAACUAUAUACAUAAAGUUAUUUUAUUUAGAUUGCAGUAGAUACAUGCAGCUUGAGUUGCAAGUAAUGUGUUGUGUAUUGUAAUUAUAAACUGGUUCACAGCUAAACUCAGACGGCUACGUAGGAAAAGGAUUUCGGAAGCGGGGACUGGGAUGGGUACAAAGAAGCAAAACACAGGCUCAGCAAGGCGCUGAAGGCAGCCAAACGCCUGUAUCAGAGAUUGGAGCAGCAAUUCUCAACCAACAACUCAGCUUCCGUUUGGAAAGGACUCCACAAAUCACCAACUACUAACCCAAAACCACACAGGCCAUCAACAACCUCAGCCUUGCCACCGCUGCUAAGACAAGAAAUCACUGUGCAUUUUACCUUUUAUACCUUAAAAAGUACACGGUAAUAUCUUUUCGUAAUAUACACGCGUAUCUCUUUACAUGGCGAAUGUGUACCAGUUAUGUGCACCCUGAUUGUAUGUAUAGUAUACUGUAUAAUAAAAUUGUAUCAUCUUUAA